Daucus carota subsp. sativus is the source of this 1494-nucleotide messenger RNA. RefSeq names its product protein FAR1-RELATED SEQUENCE 5-like. The transcript is spliced from 5 exons. Gene Ontology annotation, biological process: regulation of DNA-templated transcription. Gene Ontology annotation, molecular function: zinc ion binding. The coding region runs from base 1 to 1494 and encodes 497 amino acids. Lineage: Eukaryota; Viridiplantae; Streptophyta; Magnoliopsida; Apiales; Apiaceae. The record is from RefSeq and is a predicted model, not a curated record.
AUGAAUGGAAAUAUACUUGAGGAGCCAAUCCAUUUUGAAGCGUUAGAAUAUACGUCCCCUGGUGGUCGUGAGUAUUUUACACCCAAAUGCGAUGAAAAGUAUAAGCCACAUGUAGAUAGGGCUUUUCCCACUGUUGAUGCUGCAUAUGAGUUCUACCGAGAAUAUGGACGUUUAUGUGGAUUUGAUGUGCGCAAGAGUUCUGCCAAACAUGCUCCUGAUGGUACACUCAUUCGCAAGUACAUAGAAUGUAGUUGGGCUGGUACGUAUGACAAAAAUAAGCAAACAACAUCUGAAGUUGUUGCUGAGAAGCCCAUUAAACGUCGAAGGACAAGUUCACGUAGGUGUGAUUGUAAUGCUAUGAUCAAAGUAAAAUAUGCCGGUCUCAGUGGUUAUGUUGUAUCAUAUUUCGUUGAGGAUCACAAUCACGCAUUAGCUUCCGCCUCCGAUUUUAAAAAUUUUAAGCGCGACAUGAGGGCUCGUAUCGGUCCACAUGAUGCAGACAUGAUACUUGACAAGUUUAGUGGGAAAUAUGUGACGUCAAAAAAAACAUUUUAUUAUGAGUAUAAACAAGACAAUGAUGGUCACUUAACUGGUCUUUUUUGGGCUGAUGCUAUUGGUAAACGUAACUAUAGCAUAUUUGGAGAUACUCUGUCCUUUGAUCCAACCUAUCGUACAAACAAAUAUUGCAUGCUAUUUAUUCCUUUUAUAGGUGUUGAUAAUCACUGGAGCAAUGUGACAUUUGCUGCUGCACUGGUUGAGAAAGAAGAUCAUACCAACAUUAAGUGGGCGUUGGAUGCUUUUACCAAAUGCAUGGAUCAUAUUCCUCCAUGCGUCAUAACAGAUCAAUGCCUUGGAAUAAAUAAGGUUGUUUCGCUGGUUUGGCCCGAAACCAUACAUCGUUAUUAUGGUUGGACGUCUGUUAUUGAUGAAUACGAUUUGGGUGAUAAUGACUGGCUUACUGAUAUGCAUGUCAUCCGCAAAGAAUGGAUCCCUGCUUAUUUUAAUAAUGUUGCAAUGGCUGGCUUGCUUAGAACAACGUCACGUUCAGGGAGCUCAAACUUCUACUUUAAACAUUUUCACAAGAGUGGGGAUACUUUGCUUGAGUUCUUCUCUAAAUAUGAAAGUGCAAUUGAGAAACAACGUCAUUUAUUUGAAGAUAACAACCAGCUCUCAAUAUCCGUUCCAAUACCUGCCACCGAGUUGAAGAUUGAAAUAGAUGCUGCAAAAAUAUAUACACGUCAACUGUACUACCGAGUCAGGGAAGAAAUAGAAUCGGCGUGGUACCAUACAAGCAUUGAUGAAGUUAGUCUUAUUGAAGGCGUUAAACAAUUUAAAAUAAAAGAUGCAUUAUUAAAGGGAAGAUUGUUUGAGGUUACUGUGAGACUUGCUGAUCACGAUGUGAAUUGCGAGUGCAAAUUCUAUGUCCGGAGAGGUUACUUAUGCAGACAUGCGUUUGCAAGUUUGCAUCAAUGUGGUGUUUCUAAAAUUCACUAG